Neurospora crassa OR74A is the source of this 1565-nucleotide messenger RNA. RefSeq lists its product as hypothetical. Bases 172 to 1353 code for a protein of 393 amino acids. The transcript has a single exon. Gene Ontology annotation, cellular component: RNA N6-methyladenosine methyltransferase complex; nucleus. The record is from RefSeq and is a predicted model, not a curated record. Lineage: Eukaryota; Fungi; Ascomycota; Sordariomycetes; Sordariales; Sordariaceae. Gene Ontology annotation, molecular function: methyltransferase activity; nucleic acid binding.
CUGUUCUUUGCCCUGGAUUUCGACCUGAAUUAUCCCUCCGCCCUCCGGCUCCCGUCUCUGCUUCUGUUUUUGCGGGGUGCAGUGACAAACUGGGGUCCCUUCACCCCCAGCCCGGGCACAACCGGUUUGAUCAGAUCUCUAUUCCAUCUAGGCUGGAUCAGUUCAGUGACUAUGGUUCACUCAUCUGUUCUAUAUCACAACGAUAAUCGAACAGUGUUCCUGCUGGAUCUGCCUCGUUCAAUCGAGGAAGCUCAGCUUCUCCCAAGAGAGCUUGAUGAUGGCGCGCUUACUCCGCUGAAGCUACGGACCCUGAUUUCGGCAGAACCUCCGUCCUCCCCGUUUCCGACUCCGGAGCCCAAGUCGAAAUCGCAAUCAUCCCCGGCCAGCGCUGCUCCAUCUGCUUCCGAUCACAUAGCGAAACUGAUGGCCCGUUCCGCUGCCGAGUCGGCCUUGGAAGACAUUCAGCAUUCCUAUCACGGAGAAUGGUGUUUACCGCGUCAAUGUCUGCCAAGGAUAAAUCGCCUAACGACGGCAGUCAACCGGAACGGGAAGCGGGGUCCUGACGGAGAGGUUUUUAACGUCUCAGACAAUGCCAAAAGCUUUGACGAUGCCUCUGGUGAGGCGCCGCCAGACCUCUCCCAUUACACCAUUCCAAAGGCAUCUCAUUACCUGCUUGGCACGGUGGAGUCUCGGAGAUCUCAGUUUCUCGCGACGGCGCCCAAGAAAUUUGAUCUGAUCCUCAUGGAUCCGCCCUGGCCUAACCGAUCCGCAAAGAGGAAAAGGGGCAUCUACCAACCGGCGCGUGACGCGGACUCUAUAAGGGACCUUCUUUCCCAGAUUCCUGUCGCAUCGCACUUAUCCGAGGACGGUCUCGUAGCUGUAUGGGUUACGAACUCGGCGCGAGCCGCCGAGCUUCUCACAUGCCCAAAGGGUAUCUUCGAUGAGUGGCAAGUCGAACUGAUCGGCGAGUGGAUAUGGCUGAAGGUGACCACCGGCGGAGAGCCCAUUGUGAGUCUUGAUUGCGCCUGGAGGAAACCGUGGGAACGACUUCUGCUCGCGAGGAAACGUGGAACCGGUCCGGGUGUCAAGAAACGAAGCCCUAUAGAGACCAAGGUCAUCGUAACAGUGCCGGACCUCCAUUCCAGGAAACCCAAUUUACGAGGUUUGUUCGCCGACCUUCUGCCGCCCGAUUAUCAAGCUUUGGAGGUUUUUGCCCGGAACCUGACGGCAGGGUGGUGGAGCUGGGGCGACCAGUGUCUGCUAUUUCAGCACCGUAGUCGUUGGGUAGAACUCGUUGCGGAAAAAGAAGAAGAAAAAGAAGAAGGGCUGCCCGUUCCAUUAAAAGAACGAUGAGGCAAGCAGUAUAGACAACCGGAACGCCUUCUAGUGCUGCUCCCGGUCUACUUCUAUAUCGUAUCCUACAUGUUACACGGUAAAAUCGCAAAUGUCCCGUCCAACAGGUGCGUCAUAUAUCAUACAAUCAGAUUCCCGCCAAGCCAGUUCUAUCCGCUCCAAGAUUAUCGUUUCUUUUUGUAUGAACGAUUAAAUUUUCCCCGCUCUGUCAC